Triplophysa rosa is the source of this 1685-nucleotide messenger RNA. RefSeq names its product axin-1-like. The record is from RefSeq and is a predicted model, not a curated record. The transcript is spliced from 7 exons. NCBI's taxonomy places the organism in Eukaryota, Metazoa, Chordata, Actinopteri, Cypriniformes, Nemacheilidae. Gene Ontology annotation, biological process: negative regulation of canonical Wnt signaling pathway. The coding region runs from base 60 to 1352 and encodes 430 amino acids.
AUCAGCAGGACCGACACACACUCAUCACAGUCUUCAAGUCUCUUGUCUUUCAUGACAUCAUGAGUUUAGCUGUUUGUGGUUGUCAUGGUGACGUGGCCGGUCCUCGACCUCCAGUGCCAGGUGAGGAGGACCGUGAGGUGCUCCAGGUCAAAGAUGAUGGGCAGUUCUUCAGUAAGACGUCGUCUCAUUGGUCAGAGGGUUGGACAGCCAUGCCCCGCAGAGAUUUAGGGUUUGAGCUGGAGGGCAGUGCAUCAUGGGAUGGCCCGUAUGAACCCUGGGCUGAGACUCUCCUCACGUUGUUGGGCGAUCAGGACGGUACGAUGCUCUUCCAGCAGUUUCUGCAAGGUCUGGGCUGCUCUGAGCUGCUGGAUUUCUGGUUCGCCUGCAGUGGCUUUCAGAAGUUUCCCGCCGGCGACACUGAGCGACGACUCAAACUGGCCAAAGCCAUAUACCGCUGUUACCUGUCUGAGCGCAGCCGCAGUGCCGUGUCACGUCAGGUCGCCACGGUGACGAGGUGUGGCGUGAUGGACGCCAUACGGCGCUCGCAGCUGGACUCCGCCCUGUUUGCACAGGCGCAUGCUGAGGUGCAGACGGUGCUGGAGCACAACCUGUUCCCGCUCUUUCUCAGAUCGGAUGCGUAUAUAAAACACACACAGAGCGACAAUCAGACGCUCACAAAACUCACAUCAUCAACAGACCAACAAAACACAGUGUUACCACGACAACCGGACUCUCCUUCUCUGGGUUCUAAAACUGAGAUCCUCCCUUCCUACAACACAGCCAAUCAGAAGAGCAGUCGAAGGAGUCGUCAACACAUCAGAACAACACGAGACAGAGAGAAGACACACAAACACCUGCCGCACACACCUGUGAAGAUGAGGACACACACUUUCAUAUCUGAACUGAUGAGACGUUUACAGGAGCUGCAUGCUGCGGAAGAGGAUGCUGAUGUCACUGACAGAACCUCAUUAUGUCAUUCUCAAUGGACGAGGGAUAGCUCCGCCCACUCUCUCUGUUACUAUGAUACAGAACAUGACAUCAACACAUGUGAAGGACACACACACUCCACGGACACACAGCAUUCUGGCAGGUGUGCAGGUUUGACAGUUGUGUAUUAUUUGUGUGGUGAGGUGAUACCGUACAGGACGUGUGUUCAGGGGAACACCGUGACUCUCGCUCAGUUUAAAUCCCUCAUCAUGACCCACAGAGACUCGUACAGCAGGUUUUUCUUCAAGAGCGCGAGCAGCGAGUUUGACUGCGGUGUGGUUUAUGAGGAGAUACGAGAAGAUGAGACUGUCCUACCCACAUAUGACCACAAAAUCAUCGCUAAACUGGAGAGAAUGAACCAAUGAAUGAGUUUUUAUGAACAAAGGAUUCAGGGCACUGUUAAUAAAAGAAUAAUAAUACAGGAUUGCAAGCACAUAAAUAGAAGCUUUAUGUUGCAUAAUGGGGUUUUCUGUUGGCUACACACUCUGUUUUCAUGCUAAAUGUAUUACUAAAUAAAACCAGUCAUGCAAGACUCCAUUUGUGUUUUAUUCCCAAUAUUUCCCCAAUUUUCAUGACAGAAUUACAAUUGUUACCUUUAUUUAGUCUGUUGUUUUUCAUUUGUAUUCAGUUUUUGUCAUUUUAGUAUGUGUUGUAUUGGUUACUGUGCGCCAAUAAACCCGUCUUAAAGGGACACUUCA